CACAGCCGAUGCCAGCUUCCGAAGCUCUCUCGCCCCAAGCUUCCUCUCCUCUCCGACAUCGUCUGUCGUGCAGUGCUUAUGGCAACGCGCUUCCGAAAUAAUCACCAGCAUUUGGUUCCGAAAGCGUAGGUCUUUCUGCUCCUGAACAUCUAUUCCACUUACUCUAAUCCGACCUUCGUCGUUGUACACUACACCUUUUCUCAAUCUCAGGAACAAACACGCGUGAGAGCUGCAACGCAUAGCUACUGAACAAUCAUAUAAGACCGCGAUAUGGCGCUGCAAAAAGGUCUCAAGAAUAUCCUCAGCAAGAAUGCCGACGACAUCGUGAUUCUUUCUGCUCUCCGCACACCCGUCACACGAGCGAAGAAGGGCGGCUUCAAGGACGCCCACGACCACGAGCUGCUUUCACACGUACUGAAGGCGACCCUUCAAGCACACCCAAACCUCGACCCCACGAAAAUCAACGAUGUUCAGAUUGGCACAGUUCUCUCAGAGCUGGGUGGUAGCAAAGCAGGACGAAUGGCAGCAAUUCAUGCUGGAGUGCCCGAGACUACAACUUUCCAGACCGUGAACCGAGCAUGCUCAAGUGGGUUGGCAGCAAUCACAGGCAUAGCCAACUCCAUCCGAGUUGGAGAAAUCGAUGUAGGGAUUGGUGGCGGAAUGGAAAGCAUGACGAGGAAUUAUGGUUCGCGAGCUAUUCCAACAUCCCUCUGGAAUGAGCUGAAAGAGUCGCCGAGCAAGGAUGCGAGGGAUUGUAUCAUGAGCAUGGGAAUCACAGCCGAGAAUGUCGCGGAACGAUAUGGUGUGUCACGGAAAGAGCAGGACGAGUUCGCUGUUGCUUCACACGUCAAAGCUGCGAAGGCACAGAAGGAAGGGCUGUUCGACGCGGAGAUUGUGCCGGUCAAGACGAGGACUGUACCUGAUCCUGAGCACCCGGAAGUCAGCGAGGAAGUUACAGUGUCCAAGGACGAUGGCAUUCGUGCGGGCAGCACAGUGGAGAAGCUGGGAACGAUGAAGCCUGCUUUCAAAGCUGAUGGAGCCACAACCGCUGGAAACAGCUCACAGGUCAGCGACGGUGCGGCUGCCGUGCUCAUGAUGCGUCGAUCCACAGCGACAGAACUUGGUCUUACAUCCUCGAUCAUCGGCAAGUGGGCUGGCACACAAGUUGUAGGCUGUAAACCCGACGAGAUGGGUAUCGGGCCUGCUUUGGCGAUUCCUAAGCUUUUGAGCCACACUGGUGUCUCAAAAGAGGACAUUGGUAUCUGGGAGAUCAACGAGGCUUUUGCAUCGCAAGCAGUCUACUGUGUACGGGAAUUGGGCAUCGACCAGGGAAAGGUCAACCCCAAGGGUGGUGCUAUCGCUCUGGGACAUCCUCUUGGUGCGACGGGCGCAAGACAGUUGGCUACACUAUUGCCUGAGCUCGCGAGACAAGGGCAAGAAUUGGGCGUUGUUAGUAUGUGCAUCGGAACCGGUAUGGGUAUGGCUAGCUUGUUUGUUAGGGAGUAGAUCUAAGCGGGCCGUAAAAUGUAAAGAUGAUAACUUCAUUCGCGGG
Cercospora beticola is the source of this 1552-nucleotide messenger RNA. RefSeq names its product thiolase family protein. The record is from RefSeq and is a predicted model, not a curated record. Gene Ontology annotation, molecular function: acetyl-CoA C-acyltransferase activity. Gene Ontology annotation, cellular component: peroxisome. NCBI's taxonomy places the organism in Eukaryota, Fungi, Ascomycota, Dothideomycetes, Mycosphaerellales, Mycosphaerellaceae. Gene Ontology annotation, biological process: fatty acid beta-oxidation; phenylacetate catabolic process.